Messenger RNA from Physcomitrium patens, 1956 nucleotides. RefSeq names its product chaperone protein dnaJ C76, chloroplastic. NCBI's taxonomy places the organism in Eukaryota, Viridiplantae, Streptophyta, Bryopsida, Funariales, Funariaceae. Gene Ontology annotation, molecular function: electron transfer activity; iron ion binding. The record is from RefSeq and is a predicted model, not a curated record.
AUGGAUAUCCGGGUACGUCUAUCCGGUUCUGAAUUAUGGACUGCUGCCGGUUCGCAGAGCACGGUGUAUACGGGAGAUACUCGGAAGGGCGCAGGGACAGGCGCAGUUCUUGCGGUGGCGGUGCGAGGAAAAGGCGACGAGGUGAAGAAGAGGGGAGAGGAGAGGAGAUAUUUGGAGGCGGCGGCGGGGAUCGCAGAUUUGGUGUGUGAGGAAUCGCGGCCCUCCUUCCAGAUGCAGCACCGGGCUCCCUCUCUCAGAUUCUUUCUUUCUAUCACUGCAAGCGUCCCCACUUUCCUUUCCCACCACCUUUUUCUGUGGCUGGCUGUCCUCGAGCCGUCUGGCUGGCCGGGAUGCAGCAUCAUUGCCCACCUCGCCGAUGCUUUCCUGAUCGCUGUCAGCACGCAAUCGGAAUGGUCGCCAUCGCUGCCCUGCUCCCCUUCUGCUGACGAAUUCUCGCCUCUCGUGGGGCUGCAACUUCGAUCUCUGGGUGUUCUUCUGAUCACACCGGAUUUCAGCUCGAGGUUUGGAGAGUCGUUCAGCUCGGGGAGUUGUGGGAAUCUCGCAGAACCAAUUAAAUUCGUCGAUACUACUAGAAUAAUGGCAGCAUAUCAAGCUACGCUGCCGGUGGCACCCACCUCUAGGGUGCCUGCCCAGGUGUACAAGGAUCACAAGAGCAGCAAGAGGUAUUGCAAGCCUGAUGCAUGCCCCUCCUGGCUUAGACCUCGUGAUCUUCUCUCCAUGAGGGGUGCACCAGCAUGUACAAAAUCACCCAUGGGGAGAGUGGAAACACGCGCCAAGUUCGGUGGGGAUGGGGAUGUAGAUCUAAACGGGGACGUCAUAGGCGAGGAUUUCUAUUCAGUGCUUGGGUUGACACCCGAUGCAACGCAGGAGGAAAUAAAGAAGGCGUAUUAUUCUUGUAUGAAAGCUUGUCACCCAGAUCUCAGUGGCAAUAACUCAGACUCUACCGAUUUCUGUAUGUUUGUAAAUGAAAUAUACGAGGUGCUUAGCGACCCAGAGCAACGAAUGGUUUACGACGAGAUUAAUGGCUACGCUUUGACAUCCGCAAAUCCUUUCUUAUUUCCGAAGCAAGAACGUGACCACGCGUUUGUUGACGAGUUCACUUGCAUUGGCUGCAAGAAUUGUGCUAAUGUGGCUUCCGACACAUUUGAAAUCGAAGAAGAGUAUGGUAGAGCACGAGUGCACUGCCAAGUAGGAGAUGUUCGAGCAGCGCAAGAGGCAAUUGAUACAUGCCCUGUAGAUUGUAUCCACUGGGUGACUGCGGCGCAGUUGACACUUCUUGAGGAUGAGAUGAGGAGGGUUGAGCGUGUUAAUGUAGGAAUGAUGUUGUCAGGCAUGGGCUACCAGUCACCUGAUGUUUUUGCUCAGGCAAGUUGGAGGUGGGAAAAGCGGCAAGCUAAGGCAAUGGAACAAGCACGCAUUCGCAUGAUGAAGGAGAAGGGUAAAGACGCCUUUGGAGCUUGGUGGCAAGGGUGGAGCAAUCCCGGAGGUGAUGAAGAUUUCAGACCAGAUGACAUGGGAGCUCGAAAGCGGGCAGCUAAGACUGCUGCAGCAUCCCGCCGCUGGCGUGAAUACUCAAGGCAGAACGCAGGUCGGAGAAGCGUCUUUUCACUGCCCCGACAGUCGGGGACUGAGGAUGAGACUGAUUCAAAGAAGGAAACUGCUGUCAAAUAAAUUGCAACUGGGCUGAAUCGAGGCAUCUCUGUGUCAUGUUACCCGAAUGUUCAUUACUUUUAAGUACCAAUUGAAUGCAGGUGGUUUAAACUUUCGUCUGCAGCCCUUUUGAUUUUUGUCUGGAAGACUAUCAUUGGGUUUUUUUCCUUAGUUACUCACUCAUUGCUUUUAGCUUGUAAUUACGUAGCCCAUACCAGAGAAGGGACGUACAUGAUUUGUAAAUAUCAGUAUUGUUAACACGUAAAUUUGAUUUAGCAUGGGCAA